Penicillium macrosclerotiorum is the source of this 318-nucleotide messenger RNA. RefSeq names its product terpene synthase family protein. Bases 1 to 318 code for a protein of 105 amino acids. NCBI's taxonomy places the organism in Eukaryota, Fungi, Ascomycota, Eurotiomycetes, Eurotiales, Aspergillaceae. The transcript is spliced from 3 exons. The record is from RefSeq and is a predicted model, not a curated record.
AUGCCAUUAUUUGCGUUGGUGGAACAAAACGACCUGAUAUCAUAUCGUAAAGAGAAGGCACUGGGCGAAAGCCACAACAUAAUAUCUAUUUACCAGCAAGAAGGAUACACCAUCCAAGAAGCAUUCAAUGAAGUAGAGCGAUCAUUGUCUAUGUGUUAUCGCGACUGGCAUCUUGCAUUGGCACAGCUACCCAGCUGGGGAGAAGAGAUCGAUGCGCAGGUUCAGCUAUAUAUCGAUGGUGUGCAAAAUUCCGCCCUUGCCAAUAUCCACUGGAGGUUAGUCGUCGCUCUUGCGCCAAUCGAAUUAUCUGUUUAUUGA